AUGCUCAAGUUCUUUUCUCAAUAUUCCACCUGUGACGUUUCCGAUGCUCUUCUUAAGUUUGGUGUCUCUAACGGUGGUUUCUUUCCUAAUUUGACUAGAUUCAGCACUAACGGAACCACAAUGGCAGGUAAGGCUUACACUGUUCUUUUUGCUGCGAGGAACGACCCAAAUUACGAGGAAAUUAAAGGCGGAUAUAUCGAUAAUUUGCCUGAGGACGCAGUCUUGGUGAUUGGAUUGACUCCUGAGCUCCAGAAGCUUGACGCUCCUUACGUCAAGAUCAACAACGCCCUUUACGGUGGCCUCAUGUCUACGCGUGCCAACUAUCUGAAGAGCCCGGGUACCGUAGUUUUUGGUCGGAUCAGGGAUUUGAAGGAGCACCAAGACCUGCAGAGGAAUGUCUUUGCUUAUGGUUUGGGCACCGCAGCACACGCCCCCGUGGUUAAACUUGCCGGAAUCAACGUGCCUCUCAAAAUCACCUUGGAUUCUCAUCCGGAGCCUUAUCAGGAAACUAUAAACCCUGGUGAUUAUAUAAUCGGGGAUGAAAACGGGGUGGUUAGAGUUGAAGGAUCGGGCGACCUGGCCCAAAAAUGCAUAGAGUAUAUUCCGAAGCGCGUUGCUGCCGAUCAAUUAGUAGCCGAAGACAUCCAGAGCGGGGCCAAGUGCAACGAGGCUCAAAAGCGCAGAAGAGCCGGUCUGUAA
Molecule: messenger RNA, 699 nt
Organism: Ogataea parapolymorpha DL-1
Lineage: Eukaryota; Fungi; Ascomycota; Pichiomycetes; Pichiales; Pichiaceae
Exons: 1
Coding region: 1-699 (232 amino acids)
Source: RefSeq, a predicted model, not a curated record